Verticillium dahliae VdLs.17 is the source of this 714-nucleotide messenger RNA. Its product is annotated as hydroxyacylglutathione hydrolase. The record is from RefSeq and is a predicted model, not a curated record. Lineage: Eukaryota; Fungi; Ascomycota; Sordariomycetes; Glomerellales; Plectosphaerellaceae. The transcript has 9 exons. The coding region runs from base 1 to 714 and encodes 237 amino acids. Gene Ontology annotation, molecular function: hydroxyacylglutathione hydrolase activity.
AUGUUUGGUUUUGCAGCCCGAAGGACCUUGACGCAGACGCAGACGCCGAGCAUCAUCCGCCCUCGUAUUCUCACCAGCGCAAUGCAUAUCCAGUCUAUUCCCAUGUGGGUGGGCAGUAGCAACAACUACGCCUACCUGGUCAAGGACGACAAGACCAAGGAGGCCUUCAUCAUCGAUCCCGCAAACCCCGAGGAAGUCGCGCCUGUGCUCAAGAAGGCCAUCGAGUCAAAGGACAUUGACCUGACUGCCAUUGUCAACACGCACCACCACUGGGACCACGCCGGCGGCAACAAGAAGCUGCUCCAAGACCUCAACCUCGCCAAGCUCCCCAUCAUCGGCGGCGUCCAGUGCGAGGGCGUCACCAGGACGCCCGCCCACGGCACCUCCUUCCAGCUCGGCAGCAUCGCCGUCAAGGCCCUGCACACGCCGUGCCACACCCAGGACAGCAUCUGCUGGUUCCUGCAGGACGGCGACGACAAGGCCGUCUUCACCGGCGACACGCUCUUCCAUGGCGGCUGCGGACGCUUCUUCGAGGGCAACGCGACGGAGAUGCACAAGGCCCUGAACGAGACGCUCGCGUCGCUGCCUGACGACACGGUUGUCUACGACCCCGAGAUUCACAAGGCAACGGGGGAGAGCGAGCCCGUGGCUGUCAUGGCCAAGCUGCGCGAGAUGAAGAACAACUUCAACAUCGAAGAUUUGAAUGGCAGGUGA